Messenger RNA from Cylindrotheca closterium, 543 nucleotides. NCBI's taxonomy places the organism in Eukaryota, Bacillariophyta, Bacillariophyceae, Bacillariales, Bacillariaceae. The record is from the annotation of a GenBank genome assembly.
AUGGCCAACUCCAUCAAACAAGGAGAUAUCUUGAGGCUUGAAGUGUCGCCAAAGUAUGCGGGGAUUACUGUUCUUCCAAAUGGCGACGAAGGAAACGAUAAAAACUUCCCCACAAACUUAUAUAGCGUUGCGGAACUGUUCUUAAGACUAGGCAUGGUCCCAAACGCUGUGAAUCUAAAGACAGCUACAGAUAAGCUUUUGGAAAUGUACGAAGGGCCACCGAAGGAUAGUAUCACGAUGGGACAAGCAUCUGUCUGUUUCAAGUGUGGUCACGUCGGGAUCGGCAAAAAUUUCGAUGAGAGUAGGAAAACUCCAGGGCCUUGUGCAAACUGUAAUGAAACGAACCAAAUCAACUGGGUAAUGAUUAAACGACCAGAUGGAUCUGUUCUACCUUGGAUGGAAGCCUCUGCAAUGUCGACAGAGCAGGAAACGAAGUUGAAGGAAAAAGAGAAAGAGGACCUUGCAGACAGGAGGGCUGCGGUUGAAGCUCGGGUUGCUGCUGCCCUUAAGGAGCGCGAUAAUACAAAGGUAGUAAAGGGGUAG